This is a messenger RNA of Nomia melanderi (Alkali bee), 1337 nucleotides long. RefSeq lists its product as uncharacterized. Lineage: Eukaryota; Metazoa; Arthropoda; Insecta; Hymenoptera; Halictidae. The record is from RefSeq and is a predicted model, not a curated record.
ACUAUCGGUAGAAAAAUACAUUGUACACAGUCCGUACGUAUCUUCAGUCUGUGACGGAUAAGAUCAGUAUAGAGGAUAAUUCACGAAUGCACGUUUCUUCGAAAGAAAAUAGAAAUGACUAUUGUUAAUAGUAAUCGAUGCAGAAUACCAACGAAAGAGGACACACAGGCAGACGAAGGAUGCAGACCGGAAUGAUAUUGCUGGUGAUAGCGGCGGCGUUGCUGCGCGGCGGUUGCGGCAGCUCGGUGUCCAUCAAGAUGCCGUACCUGAGCCCGGCCGGUGUCACUUACAUCAACAACGUGGACUCCCAGGACCUGACUUACGCGUUCCCCGCGAACGUCCAGGCUCACCACGUCGGAUACGCCGCUGCUCAGGUACCUACGGUCGCCGCCGUGCCAUUCGUGAAACACGUGCCCACCGUGUCCCACGUGCCCGUGACCAAGUACGAAGAUCACCCGGUGGUCCUGGAGAAACAAUUAGACGUGGUGAAGCCGGCCGUUCAAACCCGUAAAUUCGAGGUCCGCCGUCCAGCGAUCCAGAAGCAAUUCUACGACAUCGAAGAACGCGUGGUGGUUCGGCCAGCCGGCUCGGCUGUGGUCGAGCUCGAGCAACCGACUUCCAAGGUCCAGAAGGGACCGGCCGUGCUCCAGCCGUAUUAUCCUCAGCAGUUCGAAGGCAUCUACAACUUUGCUCCCUCGACGAUUGCCCCGCCCAUCUCUUCGACUCCUGCCCCCGCCUCGAACGACGAGGGCGUUGUCGUGGAGAACCCAGACUUCCGUAAGCUGCAGGAACAGGCUGCCAGGCUGAAUCCCCAGGUGAGAACCGGCUCGAAUGCCGCCGACGAGCCCUUCGUUGCCGCUGAUCCGUCGCCGAGCGUGAUCGUCAGUCCCAACUCCGCUCCUGAGGAGAACAGAAACAAUCAGAACAGGCUUCUCGAGCUUCUCACGGCUCGCGGGAACGUAGCCGAGGUCGGUUUCGGACGAUCCGGGCUCGCGAAGACCGCUUUGGAGGAGGUCGGCCGCGUCAGAGGUCGAGUGCUGUCCGCGAUGUCAGCUCCGGACAACGCGGAGCCAGCCGACGAACGGGUGUCGACGCGCCGCGUGGUCGUCACCAGGCCCAUCGAGACUCUUCAGGAACUGAACGUGGUGGAGCCGGCGACGAAAAUCGAGAGGGUCUCCUAUCAGCAGCCGAGUUUCAUCAAGACGGCCCGCCUCGACCACAUUCCGGUUCACAGCUCCAUCCCCGUUUACGGAAAAGCUUUGACUCCAGCGGUAGCCCACGCAGCCUUCCCCGUUUACCAGAAGACCAUCUCACCGGUCUACUAAUUUUACCGAUGA